AUGCUGCUGAAACCACUUCACUCACCGAAAUGCUCGUCAAUCUUCAUUUGCAAGAUGAUUCGCGUGCGCACUCGGCAGCUUUGGCUUCAAUUGAGGGAUCUCUCCGUUCAUCUGACCUCACUUUUCGCGAAAGGCCUAAGCCUCGAGGGACUCUUCAUGCUUACCGUUAAGCCAUUUACGUCACGAGUUUCGCCUCCCGUUGCGCAUGUGAUUGAAAUGAUUGCGGUCUACUUUCUUUUUCACAUCUUUGCGACUUUUGUCCUCAUCCUUGCCGGAAUUCAGAUCUUCGUUGGCAACACACGGCUGAAGGGACGCCGAAUCAUUCCGAUUUUACCCGACUUUGUGAAACCCAAAGAACAAUUUACGAUGUGGAUAGUGACAAUGGUUGCAAUGUUGCCCUUUGUGUCAAGGUUCGCAUUUUUGUGGCCGACACUUGCGUCGUUUACAAAUUUCUUCGGUCAAUGGGUUCCGACUCUUCGUCCUCAGAUUAACAUCAAGCCACAAGUGACAGUCAUGCCUCCAUCGAGUGCUUCGUCGAGCGCUCAAUCGUUGGUCUCGAUGCAAAUCAAAUCUGUGAAACCAGGACUCUCGCUCGGCCUGGAAGCAACUAACAAAAAAGUGGCCCAAAUGCUGAGAAAUGUGCAGAUGUACGCAGAUGGAGCAAUUGCGGCACAGCAAAUUACUAAUGCUAUCGCUGAACAGCCGGAUGAAAUCGACGAUUUCCAGGAUGCAAUCGAGGAGUUUGAGGGUGUUGAGGAGGCGGAUUUUGAGACUGCUUCAAUCGUCUCCGAUCGUCCCGCAAUGACAAUGGGAAGUGAUACCAGCGACACCGACAUGGAAUCCGAAAUC
Molecule: messenger RNA, 849 nt
Organism: Mesorhabditis belari
Lineage: Eukaryota; Metazoa; Nematoda; Chromadorea; Rhabditida; Rhabditidae
Source: the annotation of a GenBank genome assembly